UAAUAAAGUUUAAAAUUUUUAAAUUCUAUUCUCAGAAUUUAAAGGUAAAAUUUAAAUAUCCUGACAAUUUUUUCAUAUCUGCUUGCCAGAAUGGUAGCUGAGUGGAGGUUGUCUCGAGGUGUUGAAGAGCAGACACAAGCUUUCUUCGAAGGUUUUAAUGAAAUUCUUCCCCAGCAGUAUUUGCAAUAUUUUGAUGCAAAGGAAUUAGAGGUCCUUUUAUGUGGCAUGCAAGAGAUUGAUUUGAAUGACUGGCAAAGACAUGCCAUCUACCGUCAUUACACUAGGACAAGCAAAAAAAUCAUGUGGUUUUGGCAGUUUGUUAAAGAAAUUGAUAAUGAGAAGAGAAUGAGACUUGUGCAGUUUGUUACUGGAGCCUGCCGAUUGCCAGUAGGAGGAUUUGCUGACCUCAUGG
Molecule: messenger RNA, 412 nt
Organism: Fukomys damarensis (Damara mole-rat)
Lineage: Eukaryota; Metazoa; Chordata; Mammalia; Rodentia; Bathyergidae
Product: E3 ubiquitin-protein ligase Itchy
Exons: 3
Biological process (GO): protein K63-linked ubiquitination; protein K48-linked ubiquitination; protein K29-linked ubiquitination
Molecular function (GO): ubiquitin-protein transferase activity
Source: RefSeq, a predicted model, not a curated record